UCUUUCUUGAAGAUGGAAGCUGUUGGUGAGAAUAGAUAUGCUCUGCUGAUGGCUGCAAGGGACUCCGAUUACGUGACGAAAGUGUAUGGUGGCUACUUUAAUGUGUUUCUUGACGCAUUUGCAGAUGAAGGGGAAACAUGGGACAUGUUCAGCGUUGUUGAUGGAGUGUUCCCUGAAAUGGAUGAGAUUCACAAGUAUAAUGGUUUUGUAAUCAGUGGUAGCCCUUAUGAUGCUUAUGGGAAUGACCCUUGGGUCUUGAAGCUUUGCUCUCUGCUUCAAAAGCUAGACUCUAUGGGGAAGAAGGUGCUCGGCGUAUGCUUUGGGCAUCAGGUUUUGUGCCGAGCAUUGGGUGGCAAGGUUGAGAGAGCUUGUGGUGGAUGGGAUCUUGGGUUGAGAGAAGUCAGUAUGGUGGAAGACUUACCUCCUCAUGGCUUCUUUGAUGGCUUACAGGAAAUUCCAUCCUCCCUCACCAUUAUUGAGUGUCAUCAGGAUGAAGUGAGGGAGGUCCCAAUGGGUGCCAAGGUCAUUGCCUUCUCUGACCAGACAGGAGUGGAGAUGUUUAUGCUUGACCACCACAUAUUAGGCAUUCAGGGCCACCCUGAAUACACAAAAGAUAUCUUAUGCAGUAUCAUUGAUCGUCUUGCUAACAGUAACUCAAUAAAGAAGGAGUUUGCUGAGCUUGUGAAAUCGAGAUUGGAGAUUGCCGAACCGGAUAGGAAAUUUUGGUUGAAGAUUUGCAAGAACUUUCUCAAGUCUCCAUGAAUUUGAUGAACUCCCUCUCUUAAACAUCACUGAUUAACUAAUGAUGUAGUGAAUGUGGUACUGAAUAAUUUUCAUACUAAAAUUUCUCUUCUAUGUAAUGAGAAAUGAUCUAGUUUAUAGAAUGAAGAUCUCUUUUAUUCCAUGGCUAUUAUGCAAAAGGUAAUUGU
Molecule: messenger RNA, 929 nt
Organism: Telopea speciosissima
Lineage: Eukaryota; Viridiplantae; Streptophyta; Magnoliopsida; Proteales; Proteaceae
Product: gamma-glutamyl peptidase 5-like
Exons: 4
Coding region: 13-762 (249 amino acids)
Cellular component (GO): cytosol
Source: RefSeq, a predicted model, not a curated record